UCUGGUCCGCCUCUCUCCAUCUCCCAAUCCCUCCCCUCCGCCGUUCUCUCUCUCUCUCUCCCUCCCCCAUCUCUUUCUCUCUCUAGCUCUCUCACUCUCUCCACCACCUCCCAAACUACAGAACCUUCUCGACUCUUCGUCUCUCUCUCUCCGAGACACAUCUCAAUUACCAGUCUCUCGAGGAUCUGUAUCGUUCGUUUGAGAUUGGUGGUGUUUUGUAUUUCUUAUUCUGAACGUAGACAGAGCUUCGGGAGAUGACGAGUUCGACGACGAGCACUGUCUACGUCAACGUCAUCGAAGAUGUAAUCAACAAGGUUCGAGAAGAAUUCCUCAACAACGGCUGUCCCGGCGAGAGUGUUCUCACCGAGCUCCAAGGAAUAUGGGAAUUGAAAAUGAUGCAAGCGGGUGCUAUAUUGGGUCCGAUUGAGAGGUCCUCGGCGACAAAGUCGACGACGCCGGGGGCCUCCGUUACACCUGUUCAUGAUCUUAAUGUACCGUAUGAGGGGAAUGAGGAGUAUGAAACUCCCACAGCUGAAUUACUGUUUCCACCAACUCCCAUUCAAACUCCUUUAUCGGGAACAGUGCAAACACCUCUACCGGGAAUGGUUCAAACACCUCUACCCGGAACUGCCCAAACUCCUCUACCUGGAUCUGCGGACAGCUCGAUGUAUAACAUUCCUACUGGUGGCACUUCCAUCACUCCUAGUGACUAUACUUCUGUUAAUGAUACUGCCGGUGUCACUGACUUGAAAGCUGGGAGGCCCAGCCAAUACAUGCCACCACCAUCUGCUUGGAUGAAUCAACGGCCCCCUUUGAGCGUUGAUGUUAAUGUUGCUUAUGUGGAAGGGCGGGAAGAGCUGGACAGGGGAGCACCUCAUCAACCCACAAUGCAGGAUUUCUUCAUGAUGUCUUCUGGAAAGCGGAAACGUGAGGAUUUUGCUUCGCAAUAUCAGAAUGGUGGAUUCAUACCACAGCAGGAUGGAGCUGGAGAUGCUAUGUCUGAUGAUUUUCAGGUAAGUCAUACUGAAGGCAAUAUUGUCACUGCUGCGAACAGAGAGGUGAUCACACAAGGGGUGGGGUUGUCCUCGAGGAUUCCUCAAUUGGAUGGGCCAAUUCCUGAUCCUUAUGAUGAUGUGCUUUCUACACCCAAUAUAUACAAUUAUCAAGGAGGAGUUGUCAAUGAAGACUACAAUAUAGUGAACACACCAGCACCAAAUGAUCAAGCAGGUACUCCUGCUGUUGUCACUCAGAAUGAUAUUGGAGAAGAUGAUGACGAUGAGCCCUUGAAUGAAAAUGACGAUGAUGAUGAUUUGGAUGACGUGGACCAGGGAGAAGAGCUAAACACACAUCAUUUAGUUUUGGCUCAGUUUGAUAAGGUUACGCGGACCAAGAGCAGGUGGAAAUGUACUCUAAAGGAUGGCAUUAUGCACAUAAACAAUAAAGACAUUCUCUUUAAUAAGGCAACUGGAGAGUUUGAUUUCUGAUUUUGUUAGAGAAAUCUUAGCCAACAAAAUUGGCAGUUGCUGUCUGAGAGCAAAUCUGUGGAUGUCACACACAGGGCAUUGCCUAAAUUUUCUUUUAAUUAUUAUUACUUAAGUGAGCUUGCAGGAAGAGAAUGAGAUGCUUGGUGCUUUUGGGAGGAAUCAGUGGUUGGCCAGUUGUACAUAAAGGGACGACAGCCUUUUCGGCACUAAAUGGAUGGCUGCUGGAGUUUUUUUGUUUUUGUUUUGAAACUCUCUGAUGGAAUGUGUAAUUCCAUUUCUGUAUACUUGGGAUAUUUUUGGUUAAUUUAAAUGAAUUGCAAUUGUUUGUUUUCAUUC
Camellia sinensis is the source of this 1820-nucleotide messenger RNA. Its product is annotated as transcription initiation factor IIA large subunit. The record is from RefSeq and is a predicted model, not a curated record. Lineage: Eukaryota; Viridiplantae; Streptophyta; Magnoliopsida; Ericales; Theaceae. Gene Ontology annotation, biological process: transcription initiation at RNA polymerase II promoter; transcription by RNA polymerase II. Gene Ontology annotation, cellular component: transcription factor TFIIA complex.